CUUCGGCCGCCGCUUGCCGACCGGAGCGCGACCGCCGGGCCGCCGGCUGAAGUCCCGCACACCGGCGGCGAGUACGCGGGCCCCACCGACCUUCUGUCCCGGCCUGCCACCGCCGCCAAGGAGGAGGACCGGCACCACGGUGGGGGGUACCGGGUGGUCCAGUGGGAGUGGACCUACGUGCAGACUCCCUACGUCAUCGCCGUGUGGCUCCUGGUGGCCAGCGUGGCCAAGAUCUUGUUCCACUUGUCUCAGCGCUUCACAACAGUGGUUCCGGAGAGCUGCAUGUUGAUCCUACUGGGUCUGGUUCUGGGCGGCCUGGUGCUCUUAGCCAAUAAGAAGCAGCUGUACCAGCUGGAGCCCGCCCUCUUCUUCCUCUUCCUGCUGCCCACCAUCGUGGGCGACGCCGGAUACUUCAUGCCGUCCCGGCUCUUCUUCGACAACCUGGGAGCCAUCCUCAUGUACGCCGUAGUGGGAACGCUGUGGAACGCCUUCUGCACGGGCUUCGGCCUCCACGCCGCCAAGCUGCUGGGGGUCAUAGACGAGCGAGUGCAGGCCGACCUGAUGGACUUCCUGUUGUUCGGCGCUCUGAUCUCCGCUGUGGACCCGGUGGCGGUUUUGGCCGUGUUUGAGGAAGUCCAGGUCAACGACAUGCUCUUCAUUAUCGUGUUUGGAGAGUCGCUGCUCAAUGACGCCGUGACAGUGGUGUUGUACAAAGUGUACAUUUCCUUCGUGGAAGUGGGACCAGAGAACGUGCAGACAGCGGAUUACUUCAAAGGAGUCGCCUCGUUCCUCAUUGUCAGCGUGGGCGGGACUUUGGUGGGUCUGGUCUUCGCCGUCAUCCUGGGCUUCAUCACGCGCUUCACCAAGAAGGUCCGCAUCAUCGAGCCCCUCUUCGUGUUCCUCCUCGUCUACCUCGCCUACCUGACCGCCGAGCUCUGCUCGUUGUCCGCCAUCUUGUCGAUGACCUUCUGCGGCAUCGGUGCCAACAAGUACGUGGAGGCCAACAUUUCCCAGAAGUCCCGGACUACCGUCAAGUACACCAUGAAGACCCUGGCCAGCAUCGCCGAGACCAUCAUCUUCAUCUUCCUUGGAAUCUCCGCCGUGGACAAGUCCAAGUGGGCAUGGGACACGGGCUUGGUGUCCUGCACGCUCGUCUUCAUCUUCAUCUUCAGAGCCAUGGGUGUGGUGGGUCAGACGUGGGUACUGAACCGCUUCCGUCUGGUCCCGCUGGAGAAGAUAGACCAGGUGGUGAUGUCCUACGGCGGCCUGCGGGGGGCGGUGGCCUUUGCUCUGGUGGUGCUGCUGGACGGCGAGAGAGUCAAAGCCAAGGAUUACUUUGUGGCCACCACGAUCGUGGUGGUUUUCUUCACCGUCAUGUUCCAGGGUCUGACCAUCAAACCGCUGGUGGAGUGGCUCAAAGUUCCUCGUUCCACCAACAGGAAGCCCACCAUCAAUGAGGAGAUCCACGAGAGGGCGUUCGACCACAUUCUGACGGCGGUGGAGGACAUCGCAGGACUACAAGGCUACCACCACUGGAGAGACAAGUGGGAGCAGUUCGACAAGAACUACCUGAGCAAGCUGCUGCUGAGGAAGUCGGUGUACAGAAAGAGCGAGCUGUGGGAGGCGUACCAGAAGAUCAACAUCCGUGACGCCAUAAGCGUCAUCGACCAGGGUGGAAACCUGCUGACUCCCGCCAGACUGUCGCUGCCCUCCAUGGCCAGCAGGUCCUCCUUUCCCUCCAUGGCCAGCAGGACCUCCUUCCCCGAGGCCACCAACGUCACCAACUACCUGCGUGAGAACGGCAGCGGUGUUUGUUUGGACCUGCAGGUGAUCAACAUUGUGCCCGGAGGCAAAGUGGAAGAGGAGAUGGAGACGCACCAUGUCCUCGCUGAAAACCUCUACAAACCCAGAAGACGGUAUCACUCACACUACAGUCGUCACUUCAUGUCGGCGGGCGAGAAAGAGCGUCAGGACCGUGAGGUGUUCCAGAGGAACAUGAAGAGCCGCAUGGAGACGUUUAAGUCGGGACGACACAAACGGCACAAGAAGGAGCGCAGUCUCAAGAAGCGGCGAGGAUCUGACGUCAAGGAGGACGCUGGAGACAAACCCAGGAGGAACGUCAGCUGGCAGGACAAAGAUCCCGUGGUGGUUCCUGUGGAGUCGGAGGAGGAGAAAGGCGAAGCUGACAAGGAGGAAGACGUCGGUAUCACCUUCAUCGCUGGAAAAGCUGAAACGCCCAAACACCGACCUUUCUCAGUUUCCAUGUCCCCGCCCACCAUCGGAGACAGCCAUUUGCCGUGGAAAGGGGGCGUGUCCUCACCCCCUCCCUGCGUGUCCCUGGAGGCCACCAAGGUGAUCCCAGUGGACCUCCAGCAGGCUUGGAAUCAGAGUAUCUCUUCCCUGGAGAGCAUCUCCUCCCCGCCCGCCUCCGCCGAGCCCUUCCACCCGCGCAUCGCCGCCCUCCCCAGGCCGAGAGCCGCCCGUCCCGCCUCCUACACCCCGCCCAGCAGCACAUGGGUCGGCCCCGCCUCCAAGGCGCCCACGCUGGCCUCCUUCCGUUUCUCUGAAAAAAGCAGAGAGGAGGAGGAAGAGGAGGGCGAAGACGAAGCGUCGCAGGAGAUGAAGCCGCUCAUGUCACCUCUGAGACCUCCCAGCACCGCGCCGCCCCCGCCGCCCUUACCGGGUCCCGCCUCCGGUUCAGGGAGGCAGAGGAAACCUUGUGUGUACCUGAGGAGCCUGGUGACUGCGCCGCCUAGUGGCACCGGCGAGCCGCACACCCGAGGCCCCACCCAGCUUUAGGCGCAUCGGAACACAGCAACACAAACAUGAAGCAGCUUUAUCUUUGUGCUUAUUCGUGUUAUUCAUGUGAUCACCUUUACUAUGACCACAUGUCAGGUACGUGACUGCUCAAACACUACACUAGUCACACCUAUAGCCGUAUCUAUUUUAAUAUUGUCAAAUAAACUCUUCAGAGUGUGUGAACUACA
This is a messenger RNA of Nerophis ophidion (straightnose pipefish), 2987 nucleotides long. It is a transcript of the gene slc9a5, whose product is annotated as solute carrier family 9 member A5. NCBI's taxonomy places the organism in Eukaryota, Metazoa, Chordata, Actinopteri, Syngnathiformes, Syngnathidae. Gene Ontology annotation, molecular function: sodium:proton antiporter activity. Gene Ontology annotation, biological process: proton transmembrane transport; sodium ion transport; regulation of pH. Gene Ontology annotation, cellular component: membrane. The record is from RefSeq and is a predicted model, not a curated record.